ACGUAGCAUCCCAGAAUUAUUUUCCUGCAAUCUCUCAGCAACCAAACGGAUUGAUACAGAAAUCAAGCUGCAGAGUCGGAGCUAAUAGUUUCGUCUUGCCCUAGAAAGGGAAAAUGAUUGGAGUUGGGAAGAUCAAGCAAUACUCUAACACCUUCAACAAACCCCUCAGCAAGGGGAAACAGGAGGUCAGCUUAAGUGCAUUUACAUUUUUGUUCUCAAAGCUCAUUCAGUACAACCAAAAACAAGUAGACAACAUUGCUGAAUUAAAAAGAAGGCUGGAAGAUGCAAGCUAUGCAGUUGGUGCUAGAGUUCUUGAACUGCUUUGCCAUAGGGAUAAGGGAAACAGAAGAGAAACAUGCUUGUUGGGUAUUUUAUCUUUUGUACAUAGUAUUGCGUGGAAGGUGCUAUUUGCAAAGGUAGCUGACUCUCUUGAGAAAGGCACUAAACAUGAAGAUGAAUACAUGAUCAGUGAGAAGGAACUCCUUGUCAACAGGUACUAUGAGCUAGCUCUUCUUGUGAUUGAUCCAUAAUGCACAUAGGUUUAUUUCAAUCCCAAAAGACAUGGGAACAUUUAAUUGUGGGGCCUCUGUUGCUGGAAUUGUAAGGGGUGUGUUGGAUAGUGCAGGUUCCCCAACUGUAAUAACAACCCACUUUGUCCCUAUGGAAGGACAGCAACGACCUCGAACAACCAUUUUAAUAAAGUUUGCAGAAGAGGUAUUGCGUAGAGAAGCAAGGUUAGAUUGAUUAUCACUCCAAGAUCAUCUCAUUUGCUGUUUGUCAAUGUUCUGGAACAUGAGGCGGAGAAUGGUGAUUUCAUAGCUGGUUUGUCAUUUUUUAUGAGAAAUAUUGCUUGCCAAUCUUAUCAACUUUCAAAGCAAAUUUGAAUUUCUCUCGUAGAUUAAUGACAGUGGAGUACUUUUCAUUAUAGCACAAACUAUACCAAUAUGGUUAACCAUUAACAGUGGAUGUAAAGUGACUGUCGUUUCUGUUCAACAAAAAAAAAAUUAACAA
Rubroshorea leprosula is the source of this 1011-nucleotide messenger RNA. The record is from the annotation of a GenBank genome assembly. Lineage: Eukaryota; Viridiplantae; Streptophyta; Magnoliopsida; Malvales; Dipterocarpaceae.